This is a messenger RNA of Bolinopsis microptera, 1258 nucleotides long. Its product is annotated as carbohydrate sulfotransferase 11-like. Bases 17 to 1174 code for a protein of 385 amino acids. Lineage: Eukaryota; Metazoa; Ctenophora; Tentaculata; Lobata; Bolinopsidae. The record is from RefSeq and is a predicted model, not a curated record. Gene Ontology annotation, molecular function: sulfotransferase activity. The transcript has 10 exons. Gene Ontology annotation, biological process: carbohydrate biosynthetic process. Gene Ontology annotation, cellular component: membrane.
CAGUGUGUGUCGGUUAAUGAAGGCUAAGGGCCGAUGUUUGAAGUUGGUGCUACUUCUUGUUGCUCUAUCUACUUUGUACUUUUUUUACAUUGGGGAUACAGAUCAGAAUAAAGCAUUGGAAAUAUCGAUUGACAGUAAGAUACAAAGUGACAGUAUCAAAAAAUCUUCUUUCAUUAACGGUGAGUUGAGAGCUAGAUUGGUGAAGGUGAGAUGUAAGGAGUUCCCUGAGUUAAAGACAUGUCUCUAUCCUAGUAGAGGGGUUCAUAAGCGGAUGCUUCCUGUUGAAGACAAGAAGUUCGCUCUCUGUGUUAUGGGCAAAACAGGUUCAUCCAACUGGAAGACUCUUAUCUUACAAAUGAGAGGACUAAUCACAGAGGAGGAAGCAAAGAACAUGACAUACCCUCACAGCAAGGAGUACUGGGACGAUGGAGGCACAGUUUAUUACUACAGAAAACCAGAGAGGAAUCGUAAAAGAAUGGUCAGGACGAUAAACGAUGAAUAUUACAAGAUAACGUUUGUAAGGGAUCCUUUAUCACGACUACUCUCAGGAUAUAGAGACAAAUUCACAGGAACCUCGGAAGAUCACUCGUUUAAAGUGUACAGAACUAAAAGAGCAAUAGAGAUGUGCUCGUGUGUUGAGGAAUUAAUGGCGAUACGACCUGACGGUGACAUUGUGCCAAAAGAAAUAUACUCCUUUAUGGAGCAGGAAGUGGAGCACCAUUGUAAAAAAGGUGAAGAAUUCGUCACCCUCGGUAUAUUUUUCUUGAUCGCCAUAUUCAUGCCUCAAGAUUUCAAGGGUGAUGUGCUGAAAGAUCUGAUAGUCAAUACUCAUUUCAAUGACAUGCUUAGUAUGUGUGACCAUUGCAGGAUAAAUUACGACUUUAUAGGUACUGUUGAAACAAUGGACAGCGACUUUGAAUUUCUGAAGAAUAAACUAGGGAUAGAGUACGAUUUACUGCAAAUAGCGAGUACACAGACAGGGGUAAUGAGUAAAGGAGAAGUUCAAACCAUGUGGCAAAACCUCCCGUAUAUCCUCAAACAGUAUGUUUACAUGUGGUUGGGUAAUGAUGCAACAGCAUUUGGAUACAUUGGUUAUGAUGUUGAUAUAGAUAAGAAGCUACUUCCCAGGCAUUAUGAAAGGCGUACUAAUUGCAACAACUUUUUUAAUGAAUAGCAUUUUCAUUAUUAUUAUGAUUAUACUAGUCUUUUUAAGUUUUUGGGCUUAGUUUUGAUUUGCUUUUCAAAACCAGUUUUAUAU